CAACGAGGAAUUGAUUAUGAAAACAAUUGGCAUUUUACAAAUUAACGGUCAUGAAGUUCCAGCCACUGAUCCUCCACAUGUUGCAGUAUUUAAUAAUGCAUCGUUUUUGGAGCAUUCUUGUUAUCCCAAUUUGGCAAAGAGUUUUACAAAGGAUGGAGGCUUAAUUCUAUGGGCUCCACAUGCUAUUAAAAGGAAUACGCAUUUAAGCAUUUGCUACUCAGAUGCUGUUUGGGGAACUGUAGAGAGGCAGCAACAUCUCAUGCAUACAAAAUUAUUUAAAUGCGCUUGCAUAAGGUGUAUGGAUGUAACAGAAUUUGGAACUAAUUACGAUGCCUUUCAUUGCACCGAAUCCAAUUGUGAGGGAGUCAUUUUACCGCUAAGCACAAAGGAUUGGAAUUCUAAAUGGAGUUGCUUAACAUGUGGAAACCAAGCUGACAUAUCAUUUGUAAAGAAUAUUUUAGAAAAGGCUGGAAAAGAUUUGGGGGCAAUGAGCAAAACUGUGGAAAAUUGUAUCAA
Messenger RNA from Rhagoletis pomonella (apple maggot), 516 nucleotides. Its product is annotated as SET domain-containing protein SmydA-8-like. The record is from RefSeq and is a predicted model, not a curated record. Gene Ontology annotation, molecular function: protein binding. NCBI's taxonomy places the organism in Eukaryota, Metazoa, Arthropoda, Insecta, Diptera, Tephritidae.